AUGAGAACGACAAACCUUUCGAAAAAAAAAACGUUGGCCGUCAUCCGAGAGUUGUUUUUGACUCCAGCCAUUCAUGCAGUCGUUUACGUCCACUCUCAGAAGAAUCAGGAUUUGACGGUUCGAAAGAAAGCGAAACUUCUGACUCGUUUUGUAUUAGUCCAAGAGGGACGUGUAAUGCAUCUUGUGAGGAACCUAUCUGCAGGAUCGCCUGGAAUGGAAGAUCAGCUACCCACUCCAUUGAAAAAUAGUGCAGAUAAGAUUAAAGUCCCCAAUGAAGAAGAUAUCCCCAAUUUCAGUGUAACAGAAGUCCCCACUUACACUGAAAGUGGGAACGACUUUAACUUCACUGACCUUAUUUGGACCUUAUUUGUCCUCACAUCGAUAUACGUCGCCAUAGUGAAGUUAAAGUCCCUAGUGAAGAAGAUGUUCCCACUUUUAGUUGCUUAUUGUCAUCCGGAACGAUAUUUUUUGCAUCUUUCGGCGACCGACGGUGUUUUUGCGGCAACGAUGCGCGGCAAACAGUUGCCGAACAUUCUUCAAUAUUUCGGUGUGAUGAGCGUUUUUCUGUCGUCGACAUGGUCCAAGUGUAAGAGGCUCUCGAUCGCCGAGUUCUUGAAUCAUUUUGCCGAUGAGGACGACGACGACGACGGAGGCUUCAAAACAGACCCGCUGUUAUUUUUUUCGACUGACAUUCCAACGAUUUCAACGCGUGUACCUCGGCCGUCGAUGCGAUCAUUCACAAUUUCUUCGACCAUUGAGCUGAGUCGACAUUUAAAUGAUGAUGAGCGAAAAAGUGUGUUGACCGCGAUAAACGAGAAAGAGAAAAUUGUUGCGUCGGGCAUUGUGCAGCUUCUGACCACGAACGGCGCACGGUGGAGUGCCGACAGAGAGCCGGGAGUUGCGGUUUUUCUGAAAAACAGCUCACUGCGUUAUUAUAAAUUAAUAGUGGUUAAACCAAUUGAUGGGCGUGGCCGGAUUAUUUUUGAAGUUCUUGUUGAAGGCAGCGAAUUUCAGACGAUUAAGAAUCAUCCGCAUUUAAUUACAUUGGAGCAUAACCAAAUGAUAUUUGGAUUAAAUUUUUAUGAUGAGAAGGAAGCGGAGAGUUUUCAAAAUGCUGUUGAGAACCGAAAAACAAAAUCAAACAGCGGCAAGAAAGAGACAUCGCAAAAGCCGAAAAAGGGGAUAUUUGCCAAUGUUUUCACAUUUGGGAAGAGAGAUGUAAAAAAGAAGCAAAAUAUAUUGGAAAUUGGACCGCCGACUAAUUUUCGACAUAUUUCUCAUAAUGAUGAUAAUUUGACACCUGAUCAACUUAAAAUGUAUAAUGAUAUUCUAGGAGAACUAGUUAUUAAAACUGACGAGGAAAAGGAGAUUGUGAAACAAAUUGUGGUGAAAAACGAAGACAAAUUUCGGCAAUCAAUGAUGAGCAAGAGAAAAGAGAAGACACCAAAAAGUGUGAAAAAGAGCAACAAGGGAAAAAAAGAAACGCCUCAAGUGUCAGCGCCAAUCGAUGAAAUGCCUGAGGACCCUCUCAACCCGAACUGGGGCACAUCAACAGACCCAAAGCCGGCGAUGUUAAUAACAGCGUCGGCUCCGAUCCGCCUCACUCACACGUUGGGAUCUUCAUCGGUUUCUCAUAAACCUACAGAAAAUUCAUGGCAAUCUGAAAGAAUCACGAGCGCGAUGGUUUCGCCUUCCAGCUCGGAUAAUAGUCGUCAAGCUAGUCGCGAGGCGCACAAUUUGUAUAGAUUUGAGGACACCCCUCCUCCAACACCCGAGAUCGCGCCACCGGUGCCAUGUCGGUCGAUAUCUCGUCCCGUCGAAACUCCGCCACCACGUCUACCCAGCCAUCGAAUGUCUUAUCGUUGGGCGACGUCUCCCGUCGAAGCUCCUCCACCCGAAAAGAUCAAACCGCAACCAGCCCCAAUUCGUCACGCGCCGCCACCGCCGAUGUCGUCAUCGGUUGUUCAGCGCGCUAGUGUUCCUCCGCCGCCUCCGCCACCGCUUCCAGCAAGCUUUCCGAAUAUUUCGGCAAAGAAUUCUGAAGAGGUUGACGAGGAGGAUGUUGAAGUCGAGGAGGUUGAAACCAAGAAGGUUUUGAAGAGUCUGCCGGUUAUUAACACUGACCGCAAAAGUCUACUUGAGGAAAUCCAGAAUGUGGACCGCUCGAAAGUGCUUCGAAAAGUGUCCGAUGUUGCAACAAUUGAAUCGCCGACUUCUCAAAACACGAUGAUCGAUGAGAUCCAGCAGUUUCUUGAUGCUCGCCGUUUCGGCAUUAACCCAAGCGAUUCAGAGGAUUCGGAUUCGGACUCGGAUACUGGAAGUUGGACAGAUUAG
This is a messenger RNA of Caenorhabditis bovis, 2334 nucleotides long. The record is from the annotation of a GenBank genome assembly. NCBI's taxonomy places the organism in Eukaryota, Metazoa, Nematoda, Chromadorea, Rhabditida, Rhabditidae.